Messenger RNA from Fomitopsis serialis, 1035 nucleotides. Its product is annotated as mitochondrial carrier domain-containing protein. The record is from RefSeq and is a predicted model, not a curated record. The coding region runs from base 1 to 1035 and encodes 344 amino acids. The transcript has 5 exons. Lineage: Eukaryota; Fungi; Basidiomycota; Agaricomycetes; Polyporales; Fomitopsidaceae.
AUGACAUCUGCACUACCUCCCCUCGUUCAGGCCUGCUCCGGAGCACUUGCAAGCGCAUCAGCGAACGCCAUCUCGUAUCCUCUGGAUCUAGUCGCAACGCGAGCACAGACAACUAGAUAUCCUCGUCUCAAAGAUCUAAGAGGUGCUCUCCGCAUAUUGAGGCACAUCGUCAACACGCAAGGGCUGUCUGGGUUGUAUGACGGACUGGCGACCGAUACCGCGUCAACGGUACUCUCGAACUUCCUCUAUUUCUACUUCUACACUGUACUACACGCGCUCGUGGCGCGCAGACGCGCCUCGCGCGACUCUUCCGUCCCUCUGCUCGCCACGCUCAAGAAGGCCAUCACGUCGCCGACCGCGCCAGUACUGCUCGGCGUGCCAACAGAACUGGCAGUGGGCUGGAUCGCGGGCAUCGCGAGCCGCGUAGUCUCGACUCCCCUCAGUGUGCUCACCGUGCGCUUGCAGAGCAGUGCCGACGACGAAGACGACUCGGAGGAACAACCCGCCGACUCGAAGGAGAAGAAGCGGGCGGGACGUCUCAGUCUCUGCGACGUCGCGCGGGGGAUCUAUGCCGAGCAAGGAGUCUCGGGAUUCUGGGCGGGCUUCGCCCCGACCCUCCCGCUCUGCCUAACCCCCGCCCUCACCCUUCUGCUCUUUCAACUCCUCCGCCGCAUCCGCCUCCCCUACACCUCCUCCUCCGCGACCACUCAGUCUCUCAGAGCCUUCCUGGAUGGCGCGUGCGCGAACGCGCUCGCGCUGGCUGCGCUCUACCCGCUCGUUCUCGCGAAGGUGCGCGUGCAGGCGUGGCGGAAGAGGUCGGGUGCGGUGGACGGGGAGAGCGCGCCGACGAUGGUGGACGUGUGGCGCACGGCGUGUGCGGAGCCGGGGCGCGGGUGGUGCGGGCUGUAUGAUGGGCUUGGGGCGCAGAUCGUGAAGGGGUUCGUGAACCAGGGGGUGACGAUGAUGGUGAAGCAGAGGAUCGAACACGCACUUGUGCGGAUGUAUCUGCGACGGUGUCAAGACUCGUUACAUUGA